UAAAUAAACUCAUACAAUCGGUUUAUAAUUCUAAUAUACCACUGAAAUAAAUAUUAAGAACGAAAACUGAUUGACUACGUUGUUUAAGGUUGUAUAACAGAACCUUAGAUUUUCAUUAUUUUCGUUGCUAUAGUAACAAGAUAUAAAUAAAUUUGUUGUGGUAUUCACAAAUUCUAGUCUAAAGCGACUUUAGAUAAAUUUACUUUUGAAUUAUUGGUUUGGAGAAGUAUUGUUUUCCAAAUUUGCUUCUUUCAUGUAAAUUUUCAAAUUAUCAUUUUAUUGAAUGCUUGCCUUUGUAAAAUGUUACUAAUUAACAUUAACUUUUAACACAAUUAGAUAUCAACAGUUAUUUGUAUGAUAUUUUUUAUUCUGAGAAUUCUUUCGUUACAUAAUGAAUCGGAACAAAACUGACCAAAAAACCCAAAACUUAAGAAGAGAAUCUCGUUCAGAUAAAACUAAAGCUGUUUCUAAAAUUGAAAAGGAAAAAUCACAAACUAUUUCCAAAAAGAAUAUUGCUGAUGAAAAGUAUCGUAGUGGAAGCUUAAGCAGACCACUGGCUGGUCCUUCAAGGGAAUCUCCUAGAAAAUCUCAGAGUGUUGACAGAAAACCACUGAAUAAGACUAACAUUACUACCACAAAUUCAAAAACAAAUAAUGCAUCAAAAGUAAAUGUGACACCGAUAAAAAAGACUUUAUUGGUAAAAUCUACGAGUUCAUCCUCUAAGAAAUCCAGUAAUGCUGACAAGAAAGAAAGCCAAAAGACACAUAUUAGUAGCAAGAACGUUUCUACUAGUGGACAAAAGUCGAAAACUGCAGAGCGUCGUACAAAUGCUCAAAUAGCUAAAAGUUUUGUUCAAAGUUCUUCUGUCAAGUCAAAAAAGAACUUAGAUUCUCAAAAACAAGCUUCUAAAACACCCAAAAGUGAAAAUUCUGUAAAUAAUGAAAAAAAUAUUAUUUUAGAGAGACCAAGAACAAGUACCAUUAAAAAACACUCUGCAAUGCCGUCUGAGGACUUAAAUGAAGAAAAAAAGAUGGACAAACUAAGAAAGAAUUCAUUAUCAAGGAGUAAAACUAGUCUUGAUACUGAGUCUGGUGAUGAAAGGGGAUCUUAUGAAGAUGACUUUGAAGAUUAUAAUUCUGAUUUUGAAGAAGAUAGUAGUGCAGAAUCUGUUGGUGCUGAAUCUGUAUCCGAUACAGAGAGUAGUUAUGAUAGUGAGGAGGAACAGGAAGAGAACAUUGAAGAUAAUGGAGUUCAUAAUAUUCAGUUGCUGACAAACUUAGAGGAACCCAAAGUUCUUUUGCAGAAUAAUUCUAUCAAGGAAUCUGUUGGCAAAACAAAAAAUGUGGAAAAAUCAUACCUGAGGAUGAGUGAUCGCACUUCACUGUACCCUGACAAAGAAUCCAAUAAGCCCAUUGAUCGAAAAAGUGUAAAAUCAUCUCGCUCAUUCAUCAAUUUUGCUUCGGCUUUAGAAAAAGAAAAUACCAACUUAAAUGAUCAGCAUAAUGAUAGAGAAGAAAUGGAGAAUGCUGCUCUGGCUCCUUCAUCUUACAAUGUUCCAUUCACUAUUAAUACUCUACAUUUUAACAGGAACAGUAAUGCAAAGCAGGUGUAUGUUCAAACUGACCCUGGAGAAACAGAUGAAACACAAACUGAUGAAGUAGAAACACUUAAUAAAUGGACUCAAAAUCCUUUAAAUGGAACUAGAGGACAUGGUGGUGAUAGAAUCUUACCCAUGGAAGAUAAAAGUAUGAAUUGGAAAUUGCUUUUUAAUCCUCAUUCAGUUAAGCUGAAUAGUUUCUUACAGAGAAGUAGCCAUAUUAUAUUAACUUUGCUCGAUGAAGAAUUUUCUAACAACCAGAAAUCUAUGACAAAGAAAAGACAGAAUUUUUUCCAAAGUGAAGGAUACUACUUGUUAUCACCUUUGGAUUUUUUAAAAGAUACAUCAAUAGUUAACAUGCAUGCUUCUUCCUCAUCUUUUCCUUAUGUAUUCACCAUACAUGGGAAUAUGAUUAAGUUACCAUUAUCAACCAAUACUGAGGAAGAAAAGGGUAUAAUUUGCAUUUGGAAUGUCUUCAACAGUAAGAAACCUGAACAUAUUUUGAUGGCAAACAGUCAGCCAAUUUGUGGUACUUUUGGACCUGGUACAAGUGAUAUUGUUAUUGCAGGAAUGGUAGAUGGUGCUGUUAUGCUUUGGGAUUUAACUAACUUCAGCUUAAAUGAAUCUGUCGAAGAGUCUGGCGAAAUAUUUCCCCUACUGUCUCCUACUUAUAAUACAGCUUUAAUAUUAGGUCCCGAAAAUCACAAAAGCUGUAUUGUUGGAAUUCAAGCAGUAUUCAAUCAAACAGAAGUGAAUUGGAAAUCCUCUAGUUCUGUAAAAACAAGUUAUGCUAAAAAUUUUCAUGUGCUUACUCUAGAAGAUAUGGGUAUCAUUAAUGUUUGGGUAGUAAUCGAAGUUCUUAAACCUGAUAUAUCUGGGACUGAAACUGAUCUUGGAUUGGCACCUGGAGGUAAAUACAGGCUUGUUAGAAGCUCUAGUAUAGAUCUACACGAUCUUCCAUCCUUACAAAUGGAACACAAAAUAAGUAUGAGGACUUUUGAUUUCCGACUCAUACCUCAAGAUUCAAGUCGAAUGCUUGUCAUAACUGAUGUGGUAAAUAUUAAAGUUUUCCUUUUUCGACCCUUAAUGGAAUUCCUAUGCAGUGAAAAAGGAGAAUCUGUCAAUCUCCUACAAUGGUCCACCGUACAGCCUACAGUAUUUUAUAUUCUUAGUUCUUUUUCCUUUAUACAUUUUUGGGAUUUGAUGCAAGAUUCUUUACACCCAGUUCAAAGUUAUCACUUUCAGGAUAGCAAAGUUACUUGGUUUGUUUUACAAGCAGUAGAGAAAAAAUCUACAGAUUCUGCGACUGAAAAAAUUUCAAACUUACUUAUAGCGAAAGAAAAUGGAGAAGUUGAAGUGCAUCCUCUUCAACAUCAAAUAUCUGAAGACAACUAUAAGAAACAGCUUUAUUUUAUGCAAAAUUUGUAGCCUAUAUAUUUAUACCAGAUUAUAUUUUUAAUAACCACAUUGAAUAAAAUUGUCUAAAUCAC
Molecule: messenger RNA, 3087 nt
Organism: Parasteatoda tepidariorum (common house spider)
Lineage: Eukaryota; Metazoa; Arthropoda; Arachnida; Araneae; Theridiidae
Source: RefSeq, a predicted model, not a curated record